UAUGGAGUAGUUUUUUCUUUUUUUAGAGAGAGAAAAAGCAGUCAAAAAAAUGAAAAAACCUUUCUUUCGCUUUCUAAUUCCAUUCAAGUGCCUUUCCUUCUUAAUCAUCCUACCUACAUGUUACCCAAUAUCGGCUCCGGUGACUCGUUCGGAAUCUAAGCUGAGUUCUCUAACUCGGGAGCUGCUGGAUUCCGCGAGAGAGCCCGAGUUCUUCGAUUGGUUAAAAAGGGUUAGGAGGAAAAUCCAUGAGUACCCAGAGCUGGCCUUUGAAGAAUACAACACGAGUGAAAUCAUAAGAUCGGAGCUUCAGUCGCUUGGAAUUGAGUAUAUUUGGCCUAUCGCGAAGACUGGGGUGGUGGGUUCGAUUGGGUCAGGGAUGGAGCCAUGGUUCGGUCUUAGAGCAGACAUGGACGCCCUUCCCAUUCAGGAAUUGGUGGAGUGGGAGUACAAGAGCAAGAACAAUGGCAAAAUGCACGCUUGUGGCCAUGACGCUCAUGUCACAAUGCUGCUUGGAGCAGCAAAGUUACUUCAACGCUGGAAGGAUGAAUUAAAGGGUACUGUCAAGCUUGUCUUCCAACCUGCAGAAGAAGGUAGUGCUGGUGCUUACCAUAUGUUGAAAGAAGGAGCUCUUGAUAAGUUCCAAGCCAUUUUUGGACUCCAUGUUGAACCAGAAAUGCCUGUUGGUUCAAUUGCUUCUAGACCUGGUACAAUGGCUGCUGGUUCUGCUAGGUUCUUCGCUGUCAUUAAAGGGAAGGGAGGACAUGCUGCACGGCCCCAAGAUACAAGAGAUCCCGUUCUUGCUGCAUCCUUUGCCAUCCUUGCACUUCAACAAUUAAUUUCUCGAGAGACAGAUCCUCUUGAUGCCAGGGUACUCUCACUGGGGUUUGUUGAGGCUGGCCAAGCUGGGAAUGUAAUCCCAGAGACGGUGAAAUUUGGAGGUACCAUUCGGAGCUUAACAACUGAAGGUCUAUCCUAUCUUCAACAAAGGAUAAAGGAGGUUUUGGAGAAUCAAGCAGCUGUUCUUCAAUGCACUGCUUCAGUAGACUUCAUGGAAGAAACAAUGAGGCCAUAUCCAGCCACAGUAAAUGAUGAAGCUAUGUAUGAACAUGUCAAGCAAGUUGGGGAAGUUUUGCUUGGCGAAUCCAAUGUGCAAGUUAUGCCCGCCAUUAUGGGGUCAGAGGAUUUUAGCUUUUAUGCACAGAAGAUGAAAGCUGCAUUUUUCAUUAUCGGAGUACGGAACAAAAAUGAAAAAUCAGUUAAGAGACUGCACACACCAUAUUUUUUUCUUGAUGAGGAAGUCCUUCCCAUUGGAGCUGCACUCCAUGCUGCAGUUGCCAUUUCUUACUUGGAUACUACUGGUGUUGAGACACACUAGGACCUGCUUUUCUGUUCACUCACCCCUUAUGUGAUUAGAAAAAUAAAAAAUAGCAUGCAUUUCUAUUGUCGAGUA
This is a messenger RNA of Hevea brasiliensis (rubber tree), 1450 nucleotides long. Its product is annotated as IAA-amino acid hydrolase ILR1-like 3. The record is from RefSeq and is a predicted model, not a curated record. Lineage: Eukaryota; Viridiplantae; Streptophyta; Magnoliopsida; Malpighiales; Euphorbiaceae. The transcript is spliced from 5 exons. Gene Ontology annotation, cellular component: endoplasmic reticulum. The coding region runs from base 50 to 1375 and encodes 441 amino acids. Gene Ontology annotation, biological process: auxin metabolic process. Gene Ontology annotation, molecular function: IAA-Ala conjugate hydrolase activity.